Molecule: messenger RNA, 6736 nt
Organism: Austrofundulus limnaeus
Lineage: Eukaryota; Metazoa; Chordata; Actinopteri; Cyprinodontiformes; Rivulidae
Gene: lmo7a
Product: LIM domain 7a
Biological process (GO): regulation of cell adhesion; regulation of signaling
Molecular function (GO): protein binding
Source: RefSeq, a predicted model, not a curated record
CACAGGUGUGUCGGAUGAGAACCCGCAGGUAGGCUGAAACAAACGGAAUGUAUCCUCUGCUGCGCCUUCUAUUCUUCGGACAGGAACAAUAGGAGGAAACAUUUUUGGUGAGUGAGUUGUGUGGUUUACAUCGUCACCUCGUUUCUGCUGGACGGGUUUGAAGUUCUGUCAGUUUUGAGUUGUCMUGUGAGGAACCGGACCUUUGACAACAGAACUUGGUGGGUAAGAAGCUCGUGUAAUUAGUGAUGGAGUGGCGGGAGCAGACUUCUGUCAGCUGUGAAGAAGCUUACUCCGAGGCGCAGACAUGGAUUGAGGCUGUAACCAAGAAAACAUUUGGGAGCAAAGACUUCCGAUCAGCGCUGGAAAAUGGAGUUCUGCUGUGUGAUCUGAUCAACAAGAUCAAACCUGGUACCAUAAAAAGGGUUAACAGACUCCCAACACCUAUUGCUGGAUUGGACAACCUUAACGUCUUCCUCAAGGCCUGCGGGAAGCUCGGACUAAAAGAGGCACAACUCUUUCACCCCGGAGAUCUUCAAGACCUGUCCACAAGAGUUACAGUCAAGUUUUAAUCACCAUUUACUGGUUGGGUAGAAGAGCUGAGUGCGAUCGCUUCUAUAAUGGACCUUACCUGAACUUCAAGGCAUUUGAGGGAUUAUUGGGCACAGCACUAUACAAGGCUCUGCACGAAUCAAACGGGGAGAAGGCCAGCAGCAUCAGAGACAGCGGUUUUGGAGAUAGUUGGUACCCUGAGCGUGAGGAGAUCUACCAUCUGAGAGAAGAAGGUGGUGGAGGAGGAGGAGGACACAGGAGAGACGACUCCCUGGACAGUUUGGACUCUCUGGGUUCUCGACCCCGGAGCAUCUCAUCUGACGCCACUCUGAGGGGUGGCAGUGAAGGUUGUUGCAGCGACGCAGAAGCAGAUUCCAUCUUCAGGAUGGCCGAGAACAAAAGCGGUAUCAGUUACCGCCGGUCGGUUGUCAUCACACCUAAAGCCACCGCCCAGUUUAACCAGUUCCUGCCCACGAAAGACAAACAGUCGGGCUACGUACCCGCUCCGCUAAGGAAGAAACGGGCUGAACAGGACAGCCGGCGCAGCUGGGCCAGCCUCAGCUACUCAGAGGAUGAAGGCGUGCUCACCAGUGGGAUGAUUUCCAAAUGCUACUGUUGCGGCAGCUGCAAUACCCAGAGUGCCUUGCCAGCAGCUCACCACCAGUGGGGUCUCGAUUAUGAAAGUGGGAGCAGCUCGGAUACGGAUCGACCGGAUCCUGACCUCGUUCUAGAUGAUCUGGCGAGCAGACGCUUCCACAGUCCCUCCCCGGCCCCUCCCAUCAACUUUGCUGUGCCCAUCAGUCCCUCAGCAGGGGGACGAGUGGCUCGGGGUAAAAAGGGCCCCUGGCCUACGGUCACUGUUACUCCCAGUGCUACACCUCAGCAAAAUGUGACCUUGGACAGCAAAAGCAGGAAAAUGCAGUCGCCCAAACGCAGUUCUGUGAAAGUGGACCACCACCGAGCCGUCAACACCGACAGCCUGUUCAGGGACAUCUAUGUCAACUCUGAGGAUGAGGAUGAUGAGGUGGGCUAYGCUGACCCUGUGCAGGACGAUCUCUAUGCCCGUAAGAUGGGCAUCAAACCCCAGCCUGCAAACAACGUGUCGUAUGACAAGUUUUUACCCAAGUUCUGGUCGCCAGAAGAAGACGUUCACGUGCAGAAGAUUAAACUGGGCUCUCAGAAAAGGCCCUGGUACAAGAAGAUGCAAGGCUUCAGCCGUCAGAAGUCCAGCUCCUCUGAUGACUCAGACAGCGACAUCAGCCCCUGGCUCUCCUCAGCCCCCUGUCCUUCCGGCAAACCUCCCUCCCACUCGCACACACACGAGGCCUCGGCUCGCACCACCCUCGUUGUCGGGAAAAGUCCUCAUGUCCAACCACAAACACCCUCACAGCUUCCCAAGAUAGAACUCCCUUUCUGUGAGGUCCCUCCGCUGGUGUUUGCCCCUGUGGAUCCCACCUCCGGUCCCAGACUGGUCAAAUGUGAGCAGUGGCCGCUCCUGGGGCGCCAAGAUCCCAGAGAGCCGCCAGAUCCCUUUGAUUAUGAAAGCCUUGACCCCGACUUGGAGAAUGAUGACAUGUUCACCAGGCGGACCCUGUCAUUUCAGUCUAACACUGACCUGGCAAUGAUGAAGACUCAGCUGUCAGCCAAACGUCGGCUCCACUCCUCUGAGCCACAGCUCAAUAUUGUCACCCAGCAGCUUCGUCACGGAGAUGCAGAGGAAACUGAUUUUCCAGACAUCGAGCAGGAUGACGUUAAUUGUCGCAAGGAGAGAAUUCAGCAGGCUCAGCAGCAGCGAGCGCUCUCAGGGGCUCCUGAUAACUACGCUGCCAUGCACAUCCCAGAGCCAUGGGCGCUCCCCCCAGAACUGAAAGCCAGACUUCUCUGCCCACCGUGUCCUCUGACCAAGAAAGCAACAACUGACCAGACUCAUGUUGAAAAGGAGGUGCAUCCUGAAACAGAUGACAUGCUAAUUCGGAAGCUUGGAGUCCAUUCUGAUCAGAGCCAGCCCUCACAGAGAGGCCAUUCAGCUGCUCAUGUGACCCCCUCUGUACCUUCUUCCUGUAGCAAAGAGGAUCUGCAGAAGUGGCAGGCAAUCAGAGAAGCCAGUCAGUUAAGAUAUAAGAAGAGGCUUUUGUUGGAGAGACUAGCUGCUCUGAAUACGGACGGGAGUAAAUCAACAAGUGAUAUCAUGGAGCCAUCGAUCACCCAGCAGAAUCGCUUCGAAGAACUUCAGAAGUAUCGCGAGAAGAUCAAACAGGGCGAGGACAAGUGGCAGGAUGACCUGAGCAAAUGGAAGAGCCGGCGUCGGAGUGUAAACUCUGAUAUAGUGAAGAAGAAAGAAGAAAGGGAGAAGAUAGAGCAGAUUACAUACGGCAGCGACAAAAGGUCCAAGACCUUCAAGGAGAUGCAAGAGGAUAGAGACAACAGAAAGGGCAGCAUCAGCAGUCGUCUCAAAUCCCUCUCCGCUUUAGACGACGAGGACGACAUAUUUGAAAAACCCACCAAUUCUCCGUAUACCAGAGCCCUUCCUUCCAGAAGCUACACUAUUGACACUCCUUACAAUUCUUCAGAUAGCUUUGAGCCUUGUCGGAAAACACAAGAMCCCCCUGCUGCUUCCCCACCUACUCUUAGGCCUGCUUCCCCACCUUUUUCACAGAAAGUGGCAGAGGUGGACAGUGCUCCAGCCAGACACUCCAGUGCCACCACCACCAUCACUCCCACCCCCACUCCCGCSAGCCGCAGCUCCAUCAACAGCUCCCUCUCUCCAGCAGCUGCGCCAGAACCGAAACCCAAAACAGACCAGCUCACCAGCACGACCAAAACACAGGCAAGAUCUGCCUCCUCUUUUAGCUUCACACAGGAGGAACCUGAGCCCAAACCCUUAUUGUUGAGGGCACAGACUGAGGCAGAGGCCCCMUCCUCUGGUUCUCUGCACAAACAGCCACCUCUGUUCAGCUCAAUGGAACCGAAGCCUCCAGCAGUGUCUCGGGUUUCCGCCUCCCUCCCCAGGAGCUACCAGCGACCGGAUAGCGCCCGCCUGACCUCGKUUGUUGCGCCGAGGCCCUUUGGGAGCCAGUCCUCCCACAUCGCCUCUCUUCCCAGAGCCUAUAYGGUGGACGACACCAGCAAACGUGUCAAUGGUGAUGUCAGCGUUUCUAAGAUGACAUCAGUGCCAAGCCGGUAUCAACAGUUURUGACUGAGGAUGAUGCUCAGUCCAGCUCAGCUCACAGCAGUGAAGAGGAGGAGGAGGAAGGGGAGGAGGGGACCAAAGCAGAAAGCAUCCCAGCAACUCAGAACAUCUCAUCUGUCUUGUCGAGUGCCAAGAGUGAAGCUCCAGUCAUUUCUGCUCCAGCCAAAGACACCAGCAAGGAGGACUUCUGUGACAUGCGGAUUAGUCUGAAGCAGAAGCCAAACAGCAGCAGAGACUUUGGUUUUCACGCAGCCUGGGACUCGACAGGAGCUCGUGUCACAUCCAUCCAGCCAGGCAGCCCAGCUGAGAUGUGCCAGCUUCAGGUCGGGGAUGAGGUUCUGACGGUUAACGGGCACAAGGUGGCAGAAAUGAGCUACACAGAGUGGAGGUCCUGCCUGGAGACGGCCUUGCAGGAGGGCAGCCUGGUCAUGGAUGUCCGCCGUCAUGGCCAGAACAACUGGGACAUAGACCAACCUUCCCUGCCAUUUAAAAGUCAUAAGACCAUCAAUCUGACCAGUACGGAUCAUCCGAUACUUCUAGGUUCUCCGGAAACAAAAACCAUCAAGCCCAGUCUGGAUUUCACCUCACGCACUUUGACAGAAACGGUGCCAGCCAAGGAGAACCCCACUCAUUCUGUUGUGGAUGUGGCUUCAAACAGAGUUAAUGGGAAUCUCCAAGAGGAACCAGUGACCAUGAGGAAUAAAGAGUCAGAACCAUUAUCUUUGAAAAACUUAAAACGGCGAUCAGAGUUUUUUGAACAAGGAGGAUCAGAGUCUGCGGUGCCAGAUAUACCAGUUCCUGCUAUCACUCCGUCCUCGAGCCGCUGGUCCUGGGACCCGGAGGAAGAGCGCAAAAGACAAGAGAAAUGGCAGAAGGAACAAGAGCGCCUCCUUCAGGAAAAAUAUAAGCGUGAUCAGGAGAAGCUGCAGGAGGAAUGGCUCAAAGCUCAGCAGGACAUUGCCGCAAGUGGGGCUCAACAAGAGGUGAACAGCCACAACAUGAGCCCACGCGUGCCCCCGUCUUCUGCCCACCAUCCCACUCCUCCUCUGUGGGAAGAGGAGGAAAGGAAGAGGAGGGUGGAGCAGGAGCGCCAAAGGCAGGCCGAGGAGAGGAGAAAGAGGGAGGAGGAGGAGCGGCAGCUGCAGCGGCUCCAAGAGGAGAGGAAGAGGAGAGAGAUGCAGGAGGAGGAGGAAAGGAUGAGGAUGGAGGAGGCCGAAAGGAGGAGGGUGAAGGAGGAGGAGGAAAGGAGGAGGGUGGAGGAGGAGAAAAGGAGGAGAAUUGAGGAGGAAAGGAUGAGGAUGGAGGAGGAGAAAAGGAAGCAAAUUGAGGAGGAAAGGAAGAGGAUGGAGGAGGAGUUGCGAUGGCAAAGGAAGAGAGAGGAGGAACGGGAGGAGGAGAGGAGGCGACAGGAAGCUGUUGAGCAGCAGCGAAGAGAGCGAGCCUUGGAGCAGCAGUGGACAAGAUCCAAGUCAACCUCUCAGCUUGAUGAAGAAGACCAACCAGCGAGGAGAGGUGCACAUAUGCAGCACAGAGGUACGUCUCCAUGGCUGCUGAAAGACAAGCUGACGAUUGCACGAGACAGGCGAAGCCAGAGUAAGAAUGCCGUGAUGGAGCCGGAUUGGAGAAACAACACGAACGCCUUGAGAUACGAGCCAGAGCUAGUGUCAGGAGCCGGAGUCACUGACAGGAAGGGUCAGCAGCAGCUGCCCUUGUCGCAGGCCGAGCUGGAGCGUCAGCAGAUCCUGAGGGAGAUGAAGAAGACGACGUCGCUGCUUACAGACAACAGCUGGAUCCGUCAGCGCUCCGCCAGCACAGUCACCAACAGGGAGGGCGACAUGCCACCCAUGCGCAGAGGUGAGUCUCUUGACAACCUGGAUGCCUCCUCAAACUCCUGGCACUCAACACGGACACCCAGGAGCAACUCUUUUGCCCAAAACUACUCUCGACCUCAGUCUGCUCUUUAUGGCAACUCUUCUUUUUACACCGGUGGGUCAGGGGCCCAGCGGCCCGCUUCUGUCACUCUGCCUUCCUCUUAUUCCAUGGGCUCCCUCAGAGUCGGGUCAGGAACCCACUCGUCUCCUUGGUCCCAGCAGUCCCUGUCCACUCUGUCAACAACCUCUCCAGACCCCAUAACUGAGGCAGGUGGUCCUCAGCAGAACAGCAGGUCAGUGAGUGGCAAGAAAAUCUGUGCGUUCUGUGACACCCCGCUGGGAAAAGGAGCGGCCAUGAUCAUCGAGUCCCUCGAGCUCUGUUAUCAUUUGAGCUGUUUUAAGUGUAUCGACUGCAAGGUCGACCUCGGAGGAUCUAAAGCGGGGACUGAAGUCAGAAUACGAAACAAACAGCUCUACUGUAACACCUGCUACGUGCGAUUCAAAAGUGCCCAGCCAACAUCAAUGUGAUGCCAUCAUGCUCCAGCAGAUCGACGAGGAGACAACUUGUGACAACAACCCAUGAACUUUUAAAAUGGACCUUAAAGCCAUCACAUAAACCUGGUCACUGAUGAACAUCAUUUGACUUAUUGAUGAAAACUGUAUUUGUUACUACAGGAUGUCAAUGAAAAUAUUUCAAAUAAAUUAUUUCCUAAUUUCUUAAACUCAAACUUAAAAAAGUUCAAUAACUCAGCAUUCCUUGGAGUUUUUAACCGUUUUAGCUUUAAACCUACUCAAGUAAAAAUAAUCUGAAAGAUUCCAGGGUAAAACCCUGCUUUGGAACUUUAUUUAGACAGAUUCCUAAGUUGUAAUAGAGUCUUACAGGAUCUUGUUUUUCUUUUCCUUCAAGUCUUGUGGUAUUAACAUAUCUGUCAGAAGGUAUUUUUGUCCUAUCUAUGUGGCUUUUCAUUUUUAGUAAAGAUAAGGAAAUACGAUUCUGUGAUACAACAUAUUUAAAAAACAAAACAUUACUUGGACAGAUGUUUCCAUCUUAAGAUUAUACAUCAUACAUAAUGAAAUUAAGUCAAAGAGUAUCAUUGUAAAUAAUAAUAAAAAUCUAAAUGCUCA